Messenger RNA from Wyeomyia smithii (pitcher-plant mosquito), 3278 nucleotides. RefSeq names its product DNA-binding protein K10-like. The transcript is spliced from 2 exons. Bases 237 to 1430 code for a protein of 397 amino acids. NCBI's taxonomy places the organism in Eukaryota, Metazoa, Arthropoda, Insecta, Diptera, Culicidae. The record is from RefSeq and is a predicted model, not a curated record.
AACAUAAACUGCAGUCAGAAAACGAAAAGCAAAGAAGAAACUCAGAAAAAGUCAGAAGUGAAAAUUUUUAUUCUUUUUACGCACUUGUAUUUAAAGCAGAAAACCUAUUUUCGUUUGUUGUAUAAUUCAGUUCAAUUAUAUUGAGACUACAAUCGGACAGAAAGUAGAGGUUUGUUUCGGUAUUCAGUAAAUUUGCAUGGAAAAGUUAUAAUCUAAACAGUAGAAACCCGUACAAAAUGGUCGCCACCAAAGCAACCCAGAAACGUCGUGGAGGUUUAAACGGAGCAUCGAACAGGCUACGCUUCAAACCAGGAGGCGGGCCCAAAUCUAUGAAUCCUCGAAACAUAGGAGCCAUGUUCAAUGCAAAUCAACUGGGUGAUAAUCCAGGAUUUGUAGAUUUCAAUGACGACGUACAGAUCCCAGCCGCACCUGCUCCUCAAGUUUCAACUUCUGUCUCAGCCGCCAAUACAGAUACUUCAACUGGUGCCGUUGUCUCUCAAAAUGCCAGGACAACUACAAACAACAGAAAGGGGCAUCCAAACCAGAAGCGGCCAAACAUGCGGAAUGGGAACAACAUGCGCCGAAUGCCACCGGGAUUGAAUGCUCCUUGGGGCCCACCCAUUCCGCCUAUGCCUCCUAUGUAUCCAAUGGGUGGUGGUCGAAGAAAUGGACCUUUCCCACCACCACUACCUCCUCCACAUUUUAGAGUUCCUCCGAUGGGUAUGCGUGGAAUGCGGGGUGGUCCAAUGAUGCCUCCACCACCACCGAACGGGCGCUUCGGAGGUCCUCCAAUGUGUCCUGGUCCAGUUUCGCUGAUGCAAAGACCAAUGCCUCCUAUGCGAGGCCCGAUAAUGAAUCCAAUGGGACGCAUGAUGCCACCACUCCGAAAUGGUCCACCUCCGAUGAGACGGGUACCGAAUGGAAAGAUGCCACCUGGGGGAAGAAUCAUCAAACCAGGUGGAAAACUACCCAUUCGAGCUAGUGCACCAAAUGCAAAGGGCUCAAAACUUAUAGGAAACAAAAAGCUGCGAACAAAGGCACCAGUAAAACCGAGAGAGGAAUACCCGUUGGAUAAACCAUGGGUAACAGCGGAGAUUAAAGAGGAGCACGACAAAAAGGUAGAACUAGCCGAACGUUUAAAAGGUCACAAAGACGAUGCUCUGUUCGCACAGUUCAAGGAGCAGCGGGACAAGUUUGUCAAAAUGUAUGACGCUGCAAGGUUGGAAUUCAUUGGGAAGCAUCCCGAACAGGACGUUGAUAAAAUCCUGACCGAAUCAGUGGCAAGCAAAAAAGCCAAAACCGAAAAUACAAAAUCAAAUGUUGCAGUUUCUACUGAUACUCCUGCCGCCACAGCUACUACUACUGCAACGGCUACCACUACCAACGCUACCGCUACCGAUGCCGGAAAAACUUCGGCUUCCUCUGCUUAAGUAUAGUUUACUUCUUUGUUUUCGCCCGUGGAUCUGCAGUGCUAAACUUGUCAAAAAAGAAUCUGUUAAAAUCAGUCCACGUGGCAGAAGAGGAAGCACGGAACGCGUAUAGUAACAUAUUUUUCCUAAAUAGUGUGCUACAAAUCGUUUUUGUAUUAGAGUGCAAAGAUAAUACCAUAGUUUUCACGAUUAGCAUGCUCGUUUCUUUUGUUUGAUUUUAGUAUAUCCAUCAGAUGAAUAACGAAUUCAGUAAAGAAACAGAUUUUAACUAGUUUAUCACUCAUCACUUUAAAGAUUAUUCGAAAACGAAAACAUGAUCUUACAAUGCAUAGCCAAAAUGAACGGCUUUUUAAAACAUUUAAUGGAGUUACUUUUAACACGAAAAAUAGUCAGGGCUAGCGAAUUCAACUCGUGCUAAAACCACUACGCGCUUAGCCAACAGUUUAGUUUUACUUGUCAGUUUUAAACUAAAGAUUGAACUCCAUUUAGAUGAUUCUUUCAUUUUAUCUAAUAGUAUCAACGAAAACUUGACCGAUCAUAUUCAUUAUUACAACGCAUAUGUAGUGGUAUACUGUUUGAAUGUAGUCGUUUCCUUGAAGCAAACAAGGAACUGUAUUUAAAUUGCUAGACAGCAGUUUCCUAGAAUAAUGUAAUAAUCAAUAAUCUUACUUGAAACGAGUAAAAGAUCUUUCUGUGAAAUGGUAUUGUGCUGAAUUCGACACGAAAUAAAUGUUUGAGACGCAACAAUUUUUGCAUUUUUUGGUAUAAAAAAUACAAGAACGGGUAGCAUUUGUAUAAAACCAGCCUUUAGUUUUACAAUGCUGUUGUUUACAAGGUUGAAUUUUUUGCAAUCGUGCCCAGAGGGUUGUAGAACAGUACAAGCUAUGUACAAUGUAACACAGUGUAUCAUCAAACGUUGAUCACAAACUCCCACUCAGUAUUUGUUCUAGUCCGUUAUAGUGUUCACAAACAUAACACGCAUUCGUUCUGAUAUUAUAUUUUUCCUUUGAAUGUCUGAUCUAUAAUUCUCAGUGCACGAUUCGCAAUAUUUUCAUUGAAUUGCUGGUUGUUUUACAGAUGUUCGUACAUAUAAUCUUGUGUGUUUUAAAGCAUUUUCAGAAUUUCAUGCAUUUUAUAACGAAAAACUGUUCGCAGUCUCAGGCAAUAUAGAUUUUAUAAUAGUAAUCGUUGUGGUCCAUGUUUUGGAAUGCCAUUUGCAAACAAAAACCAAACAAUACGAAAAAGGCCAAUACAAGUCAUGAACUAGUACGUAUAGCUAUUUGAAAAUCAUCAAUAAUAAACUCUAGCUGUAAUAUAAAUAAAAAAUCAUGUAGUUUAUUCUCAGAAUAACGAUGUAUUUUCUGUUUGUGUUGUAUUCAUAGUAAGUCAAUAAACAGUAAUAGUUGCUAAAACUCGGUAAUUCAGCACAAGCAAAUAACAGUAAGAGGAAAUCUUCAUCAUUGCGUCUCUCGAACCCUUGUUCUUCGUAUGCCGUUUGCAUAGAAGUAAUGGAGGCAAUUUUAUCAGUAAAAGCGUAUUGGAUGACAGCGAGUAUAACGAUGAAAAUAAUUAUAGCGGCCCGGAAGCCACUCCCGACCUGGAGAAUUUUUUCCAUUCUCUUGGGGCAGGCAGAAAUCAGUCCUUAUAACGGAAACACUGAAUGUAUAGAUUAAAUGAACAAGAGCAUAUAUAAACGUAACAAAGAAUCUUUCAAACAGACUUAUAGACGAGAUCAACUACACACGAAUGCAUUACACACCUGCAACACUUUGACACUUACAAAGUGCACAACACAUCAACGAUGACAAAAUAUCUUAAUCGCAUGAAUAAAUUAUUUAACAAAGCAAA